Candida dubliniensis CD36 is the source of this 3180-nucleotide messenger RNA. RefSeq lists its product as uncharacterized. The transcript has a single exon. Gene Ontology annotation, molecular function: zinc ion binding. The coding region runs from base 1 to 3180 and encodes 1059 amino acids. NCBI's taxonomy places the organism in Eukaryota, Fungi, Ascomycota, Pichiomycetes, Serinales, Debaryomycetaceae. The record is from RefSeq and is a predicted model, not a curated record.
AUGUCAGAAUCUACACCAGAAGUCAAUACUAUAAAUGGCAAUGGCCAAGAUCAAGAUAUAAACAUCACUACAGGUACAAACAUAAAAGAAUCAAAAACAAAACCUUCGAAGGAUUCAGAAAAUAAGUUAUUAAACGAAAGGAUGACUAAAUUGAAGGACCUUAUGGUUCAAAGUUAUAAAAUCCUGGAUAUUCCUAUUAAUACUGGCGAUGUUUCCACUAUAUUGGAGCUUCCAGAUUACAUUAAGGAAAACAAAGAAAAUGCUAAAUUACUGGCCAUGAAAGCCAGUUGUGAUCCAAAUUUUCGAUUUCCAGUCUCUGAUAAAUUUGAUCCCAUUAUCAAAUCGUUUUUGCAAUCAAGUGAAAUUACACUGGUACUUCAAGAUGCACAUCAUAGUUUUAUUUUAUUAUUGCUUUAUCCUGAAAUAGAUGAUUUAUUUUGCAAAAAAGUAUUCAGCCAAAAGUACUUGGACACUAAUUUCAACUUCGAAGAAUUCUUAAAACUUUUCGGUAGUACCAAUACAACUGGGGAAUCAUCCAAUAAUGCCGAAAAUACCCAAAACUUGGGCGUGGAAGAUUACACUGAACUGUCGAGUUCUAAUGCAACUAAUGACUCAUUGUGUGUUUCUGAACAAAUUCCUCCAUUAUCAGUGCAGUUACAUGAUUCAAAUAUUCCAGCACAUGUCCGGUUAAUGAAGUUCAUUUUCAGCGAUUCACUUCCUGAUGAUUUGAGAGCAGGAAAAGUCACAAAAGAAUUAACAUAUGAAGAGUUUGCUCAAUUCAUCAAAACUACUGAAAAGUAUUACAAUUGGAUGACACCAGUUAAGCAGUAUCAUAAAUUCCUCUUCAAGUGUGAUAGAUCUGGAACAAAUGGCUCUUGUACUGAAACAAAGAAAAUUGGAUGUGAAGCUAAUAUCAAGAUUAAAUUUAUUGAUGAGAAAUAUUUAGAAAUGGAAUGGUCUCCUCGUCACAACCAUUCCUUUUUUGAUAAAAAGUCAACGGUUUCAGAUAGCAUACGAAAGGCUGCAAGAAAUUGGUUAGAUUUUCAGAUUAUUAUUAAGAAAGAGUGGUCACAAGUCCAAAACCUUUUGCCUAGAUUGCGGUUCUACACAAAUAUAAAAGUGUUAGACCAAAAUCUAAAGAUGGAUUACUCUUUCUUUAUUAAUAGAAAACGAGCCAUUGAAAAACAAAAAUAUCAAUUAUCUAGCAGCCUACAUCCGCUGCUACAACAGUGGGAAACAAAUUUGUGCCAAAAAGGAUUUGCAAACUACACCACCCGUGAUGGGUGGUGGAGUUUUGCAUUCCUGUUGGAGGACCAACUAAAAAAAUUACUUGACUUCGGUCAAGUGAUUUUUUUGGAUAGCACCCACAAGGUUGCUAAAGGUUUUAAAAUGAAUAAUAAGCAAGAAAAUGUGUUCUUGUACACAAUUAUAGUAUUACAUCAAGAUACAAAACAGGGGACUCCAGUGGCUUUUCUUUUGACAAAUUCGGAAAGAGCAGAUCCAUUAGAAACUUUCUUGAGAGACUUACGUGGAACUGGAAAAUUUAAUCCACAAAUCUGUUGUAUUGACUGUUCUGCAACUGAAACACUGGUGAUAAAAAAGGUUUUUGCUGAUAAAAAGGAUUUAAAAAUUCAAUAUUGUUUUUUUCAUUUAAACAGAGCUAUACAGAAAAGAGUCGAGAGUCAUAUAACCAUAGAUAAAUAUGUCUCAAACAAUGAGUUAUUAGUAAAAAAGGGAUUAUUAAGUACUGAAUCUAGAGAUAAUAUUAACUGUCAAGUUACAGAAGAAUGUGAAGCAACUGAUACUUUGUUAGAACAAGAAAUUUCCAAACUUAUUGAAGAACUCCAAAAUAAUGGAGAGUUUGCAGAAGAUGAAAAUGAUUUGGAUCUCCCCUUAGAGUCAUUUAUAAGGGAUAGCCAGUUUAUCAAUUUGGUAGAGAAUCAAGAAACUACACAUGCAAUAAAUCCAGAUUUGCAAAAUUUUUCCUUCUUGGACUCCACUACUGUAGAGUAUUUGAAUAAUCCUCCAAAGGAUCAUUCGGAUAUUCUAAAAAUCCGAAGAUUAGCUAUAGAAAAAUUUCAUGAAAUAAUGAAUUCAAGUACAAAAACAGAUUCUUUAAAUAAAAUUGAAAUCUACAAAAAAGCUUUCAAUAAGUAUCCAUAUUGGAUAGCCUAUUUUAAUUAUUGGCUUUCUAGGAAGGAUUGUUGGCUUAGAUCCUAUUCUUCUUAUCAUGACAGCACUCAUUUAACCAACAAUUACAUAGAAAGUUAUCAUAGAGUUUUCAAGGAAAAAUUUUUAAAGGGAUCUUCUAAGUUGAGAGUUGAUACUGUGAUAGGCAUUCUAAGUGAAGCUGUUGUCAGUUAUUAUGUCCACAAAGAAGCUACUGCAUUUGCUGAUUUUACAAAUGGUAAGGAGAAUUCAGCCAGAACAAAGCAUAAAGAAAAGGUGGAUAAAAUCAGUGAACAAACAAUUGUUGAUAUGGUAUCUGUUAUAAAUGAUAGUUCUUACAAAGUAAUCGACAAUGAUAAAGAAUUUAAUGUUACAUUAAAAAGGCAGUGCUAUCAUUGUGACUGUGAUUCAUACGGCCCGAUCAAUUACUGCGAACAUAUUUAUAUAGUAAGACGGUUUGAAUCAUUUAAUGCUGACAGAAGGAUCAAGAAAAGAAGAUUCCAAGAAGUUAGCAAAGCCCCAACUGAAGCAAAUACCUAUAUUCGCUAUUUGUUACAAAAUUCAAAUAGUGAAAACAUUCUUGAAACUACAACGGAUGUAGGGCCUGUAUUGAUAGGGCCAUUAUCAGGAGAAUGCAGGUAUAUUGAGGCACAGUCACAUUUAGAUGACAGAAAUUGGAGUUUACCAAUGGGAAAAGUUUCACCCAACCUAUCUGUCAAUGAAGAAGCCGAUGGAAAUAUAAAUGAUGAUUAUGGUGAUGAAGAUGAUGGCUCGUUUGAUUUUUUUAGUGAAGAAAAUAAUGCAGACAUGCAAACUGCGUGGAAUACUUUUUUGAAAGCUUACAAUAACAAUAAGUCCAAGUUGAAUAAUGAUGAAAAACUAGAAGUGACUAAAAAAGUUUGUAAUGCUUUAUAUGAUGAGGCAAAUAGAUUGAAUGGAAACUCAUCUAAUAAGCAAGUUAGGCAUAGAUAUGCUGCUAAAGGAAAGAAAAAACGGAAAACAUCAAAAUGA